AUGCAUACCAACUACUUUUUCUCGGCCCUUGCCCUAGCUCUUCCCGUGUACUCGCUUAGCGCCACGGCUAGCAUGGGCUGCUAUUCCGAAGUUGACUCGUUCAAGAACCAAGGCCCCUACACCUAUCAAUCACCGGGAUAUUGCCAGGCUCAAUGCGCAGAGAACGGGUUCAAGGUCGCAGCUCUGAGCCGUGGCAACAUGUGCUACUGCGGCAACAAAAUGCCCUCGGACUCCGCCAAGAUCGCCGACGAUAAGUGCGACCUGUCCUGCUCUGGAUGGCCUGCAGGAAGCUGCGGCGGACAGGAUACCUUCAACAUCAUCCAGGCGACUGAGAACCUACAAGCCUCUCCAUCUGAAAAUGCUUCCACUACUAUUGCCCCCACUGCUGCCACCGCAGCUGGCGGAAUCAUUGUCGCGCCCUCGACAGCUAGCGGGCAAACCGGCAUCGUGACUGCGGCAUCAACUGCGAACUCUAAGAGUGGUAACGUUGUAUCCAAGGCUUCUGGCUCCGGCUCUAUCGCAACUGCCUCGCCCACGCCUACGAAUAACGCUGCUGGAACAGUCCGCGCGGGAUCAUCGCUGCUUGGCGCUGUUGUCGCGGGUAUGGGCUUGCUUCUGUGA
Penicillium mononematosum is the source of this 621-nucleotide messenger RNA. RefSeq names its product WSC domain-containing protein. NCBI's taxonomy places the organism in Eukaryota, Fungi, Ascomycota, Eurotiomycetes, Eurotiales, Aspergillaceae. The transcript is spliced from 2 exons. The record is from RefSeq and is a predicted model, not a curated record. The coding region runs from base 1 to 621 and encodes 206 amino acids.